Molecule: messenger RNA, 498 nt
Organism: Melampsora larici-populina 98AG31
Lineage: Eukaryota; Fungi; Basidiomycota; Pucciniomycetes; Pucciniales; Melampsoraceae
Exons: 1
Biological process (GO): peptidyl-serine phosphorylation; intracellular signal transduction
Molecular function (GO): protein serine/threonine kinase activity; ATP binding
Source: RefSeq, a predicted model, not a curated record
ACAUCCGUCACCAAGACUAACAAAGCAAUCAAAAACGCCCAACCUAACCUUGAUGGUUACAUUUUUUACAAUAAAAUCGGCUCUGGAGCCUAUGCAUCUGUCUGGUUAGCUUAUUCACUGACACACCGAACUCAUUGUGCCAUCAAAAUGAUUCACGAGCAUUCACACUCUCGUCUACACGCACCUCUACCACCACUCAUCGCCAAAGAAGUGUCAGCAAUCCAAAUCGGUAGUGGAUGUCGCUUCAUCAUUGAUCAUAUAACAACUGUUUAUCAAGAAGGACAUUAUUACAUUAUCCUUGAGCUCAUGAGGGGAGGUACUCUUGGUUCUCUGCCUAUUCCUUUACCACUCAUUCAAGCUCGGUAUUAUAUCGCAGAACUAUCUAUUGCCCUUGGACACCUUCACGCUCGCGGAGUAUCUCAUUCAGAUCUUCAUCUGGAAAAUGUUUUAUUGGAUUCGAAUGGUCAUGUCAAACUCACCGAUUUCGGUUCCGCUAAG